Salvelinus namaycush (lake trout) is the source of this 4526-nucleotide messenger RNA. RefSeq names its product transmembrane protein 161A-like. NCBI's taxonomy places the organism in Eukaryota, Metazoa, Chordata, Actinopteri, Salmoniformes, Salmonidae. The transcript is spliced from 12 exons. The coding region runs from base 216 to 1703 and encodes 495 amino acids. The record is from RefSeq and is a predicted model, not a curated record.
AGUUAAAUGAAAGUCAAUGAAUUAAGAAGACCAGACCCAUCUGCUAUUGCAUUGGUGUCAGUUAAGUAGACCUGAACUUACAAUUGAUGUUCAAUGGUAAACGGACAGAGUGAACAGUCUUAAUUUAUCUGCCAUCUUUGAUCAGCUGUCAAGACACUUAAACUACACGCGUGUGUCGCUAACACUACGAAAAUAGACUUCAGUUCGUUGAAGAGAUGGCGCUAAUUGGAGUGCAGCUGGUGGUCAGCUUGCUGGUUGCUAGCAUCAUGCAGAGAAUGACUCCACACUGUUCUUUUGCUCGCUGGCUUCUAUGCAAUGGCAGUCUAUUCCGGUUCAAACACCCCUCUGAAGGAGAGCUGUGUGCCCUGGCAGGCAAACAGAUGCCCAGCAAGUCCAGCAGGAGAGACAGGAGACAGAAUGGGGACAGCAAGCCUCUCACAGUGCCGAAGGACAUCGACCUUAACUUGGAAAAAGCUCCAAUUGGCCUCCUUGAUGCCCUUGUAUUGCGAUUCUUCCUGGAGUACCAGUGGUUGAUUGACUUUGCAGUGUAUGCGAUGGGCAUCUACCUUUUCACAGAGGGCUACUUCUGUGUAGUUGACCCUGCCAUGGAGGUCCACAUUGGGGCCUUCUGGUGUGUGCUGACUGUUCUCUGCUGCCUGAAAACCCUCCACUCCCUGAUGGGCCACUAUUUCCGGUCUGACGAGGGAGGUGAGCGUUCGGUGUGCUUGGCCUUUGGUUUCCUAUCUCUGCUGGUGGCCAUGUUGGUGCUAGUGGUCAGAGAAGACUACCUGGAGUUUGGCCUGGAGCCUGGUUUUAACAGUCUUUUUAACAACCUUGAGGUUUUCGCAAAACAGCAAGGCUUUGCUGAGUGGUCAGUCCCGGUGACCAAGCUGACUGUGAAGUUGGGUCUGGCUGCCAUCUGUGCUUUUAUUGGUGCUUUGCUGGCCUUCCCUGGCCUCCGCCUAGCCCAGACCCACCUGGACGCAGUUCAGAUGAACUCAGACCGCCCAUUCAUCCAGAUUCUGUUGCACAUUAGUUUUCUGGCUCCAGUGGUGGUGAUCGUGUUGUGGAUCAAACCCAUCGCUAGGGACUUCCUGGGGAACGCUCCAAUGGGGAAGACCUCAGUCACGCUUAUGUCAAGCGCAAUGUUUGACAGUGUUCGUCUGUGGGCGGUGGUGGUACUGUGCUGCCUGAGGCUGGCCCUGACCCGCUACCACAUGCAGGCCUACCUCAACCUGUCCCAGAAGUGGGUGGACCAGAUGAAGAAGGAGGCAGGACGCAUCGCUGCUAUCGACAUCCAGAGGAAGGUGACCCGUGUGUUCUGCUACCUGACCAUAGUCACCCUGCAGUACGUGAUCCCUGUUCUACUCCUCCUCUUCUCUACCCUGGCUCUGAAGGUCCUGGGUGACUUCUCGUGGAGUGGUGCGGAACAGGCUCCGGGGGUGACUCCUGCCCUGGUAAUGCCCACGGUCACUCCCGUCCUGCCAGGGCUGGAGGAGGACGAGGAUGGGGUGGAGUACAUGGAGGAGGACAUCCAGGCCACGGUGGCUCGUCUGACAGAGGGCUUCUCAGCCCUGCGCUCCGUCCUCACCCCCCUCUUCUUCAGAGGCCUCUUUGCCUUCCUUACCUGGUGGGUGGCCGCCUGCCAGGUCAUCAGCAGCCUGUUUGGCAUCUACUUCCACCAGUACCUCAUGCAGAACUGAGGAAGAAUACACAGAACUACACUACCCACAAUACCUAGCUAACACAAGCCCAGUGUGAUGUAGGCAGGUAAACCUCUUUAACACAACAGAAGGACAGGAUGGGUGCUCUUGUCUUACUGUAACUAAGGACAUGUGAGGGUUUCUUCUGACACACUACUACUUUGUUGUCCUGUGGGACACAGAUGAUGUUGCCUGUGACUGCCUGGGGACUAUGAUGGAGAUGCAGUAUAAUGGGGACUGAACUCUGUCCCUUGCUACUUAACACAUUUCUCUUAAGCCCAGUGUUAACCUUCUUAAUUUUUCAUCACACAAUAUUGUUAAAUGCUGCAAAUGAGACUUUACUAUUAGGAAAAAGGUACCACUACACUACAGCCUAGUUUGCUAUUAGACAGAUUCAGAAGCUCUUGAUGCUUUUUUAAAAAUUUCGUUAUAUUUUCUGCUAUAUACCGUACCGAUUGUCAUGAACCCAUGGAGUUCAGUCUAUUUAGCAGUCAUCACCACUUGUGUAUGGAUUGAUCAAACUCGGGCCUCGCCUGUUCAUUCUCCUUAAUCAUUUAUACCCACCUUUAAAACGAAGCACUGAGGAUCAGUUACUGUGUUUAUUUAAUGAAGGGAUUCAAAGAAGAAUUCCAAGUGCCUGGAAACUCAGGGAUUUUAAGUCGAUGAUAAGAUCUCCUUUUUUCAUUAAAUGUUUUUUUCUCUGUAAAAUGGUAGACUGGUGAUAGACAUUUAUCUGUAUCAUUGAAUAACACUCCAGCCCAGACUGGAUUUGGCCAAAUUUACUUGUUAUCAACCAUCUUUCAGUCUCAACAAAGUUUGUUAGUUGUUUGAACAAGGUACUUUGUCUUUUAUUGCUGCCAAACUAUAAUUCACAGAUGUAGGCUUAGAACAAAUCUCGCUUAAAACUUCAACCUAGGUCUGAAAUGCGUUGCUGAUUGUAGGGUCAAUGGUUUGUUUAUUUAUUUAUUUAUUUGCCCCUGGUCAUAUUAUGUUGGAAAGGUGCAGGUGUCGUGCUGCUGUUUGGGUCAUGGUUUAUGGCACGUGUGAUUUAUUUGAUUGAAUGUUCGCUAAUCAUUUCACGGUGUGUGGUUUGUAUGAAGAUGCUGUUUUUACAAUUAAGAGACUUCUGAAUGCAUGGCGUUAACUUUUUAGUUGUGUACAAGUGUUUUAUUUGGUUGUGUGGCUUAAUAAAACAAUAAUUGAAUAUUUUUAUGAUUCUUUUCCAUCUUUAGUUUUUAGUAUGCCAAAAUAACAUGUUUUGAUUAUCCCAGCAAAAUGUACAUUUCAGAUUUCAUUUUCUCCCAAUUACUUAUUUUCUUUAUUAUAAAGCGUAGGAGAUAAGGGUGAUAAAAGAUGGGGGUCCUUCAAAGUUAAUAAUUUGACAAAAGACCAUGCAUGACAAUGGUUUGUAGCUGCUGAAUUGGGCAUUCACCUCUGACCUUAAUCAUUGAUAAUUGCCCUGCACUAAUUCUGUCUCAACAAUCUGAUAUAGACAAAUAUUUUUUUGUAAAUAUAUUUAGAUUUUUCGAUCUUAGUAUGUGUAAUAUCAUAUAGCUUUGUAGCAAUGUGAUGCAGUGCAACGUGUCACAAAUGUAGUGCCAACUUGUCAAAUUUCUCAAAUGGUAUAUUUUUGUGGAUAUCACUUUUUGUGAAAUAAUAUUGGUAAAAAUCAGCUUGCUUUUGUAUAGCUCUAAGGAACAUGACCUUCCCUCAGAUGUGACACAGACAGAAAGGCCCGUGGAGCGUUCGUCUGAGCUGACAUGAUUUAUUGAAGAUAUUAUUUGACUUCCUGAUCCAGUCAAAACCCACAAAGAUGCCCAAUUUAGGGAGGGACUGAUCUGAGCCUUUAUGUUCUGGUGAGGUGGGAAUGUUUCAUUGGAGGAUAUCGAUGGUGCUCAAGCACAGAACUAGAUGGGACCAGAUAACACCUUGGAACUUUGUUAUGGAUGGCUGAGAUUCUGAUCUUGAAUGUUUGUUUCACUAACAAUCUUUUACUGUUUGACAACAUUUUUAUGUGAUAUGAUUUUUUUAUCAUUGUUGAGUGAAAUUUCUGAAGAAGUUGUUUCCCCACUUGUUUUAUCUUGUCAUGCAUUUGCCUUGAUGCUUUUCAGAUCACAGAGCAUUUUACAAUGAUGUCAAAACAGCUAUUAUGAGUACUUUGACUUCCUUCUGAGAAUUUUCUACCUAACCCUCUAUUGCCCCUACUGGUAUAAGGCCUAUAUAAAAUGUAUGUGGCGGGGCUUGCUUUCCUCUUAAGGCCAGGCAGAUGCAGGCCUUUACUGGCCUCUGACAGGUCUGGGAGAGUGUCUGGUUUAAUGAACUGGAAGGUGACAGGGUUGACAUAUCUAUAUAAUCACAUUAAUUAUGUGCAUGUGUUUGGAGGCCCCCAGUCUGCAGCCUGCAGCCACCAUGGCUGUUGCUAUAGGGACCAGGCAGCGACCAGACAACGGAGGCUUCAGUCAUGCCCUGCAGACUGGCCCUAUCCUCAGGGGAGCUGCCCAGACACCCCCCCUGUGACUCUUUUCAUUUGGGGAGCAGAGGCCAUGCUGACGGGUGGGAGAGGGAUAAUUCUAGCCAAUUUCAUCCUGGUUAUUCUAAAUUGUAGGGAAAUGCUCUAGAGGGAAGAACAUAUUCACUGUAUGUGAUGUUCAGCUGUGAUUGUAAGGCAUUUUGUAUUGUAUGCACACUGUAUAAAGCUUGUCUGGUUUUAUAAUGUUCCUUCAUUCUUGUUCCCUCAGUUGGAACCUAGUGGUUUGACAUGAUAGUGAGUGACUAGAUGUAUUCAAUGGAACAAUCUAGAUAAAUAAAUGGACAUAUGAAAGA